Microbotryum saponariae is the source of this 2437-nucleotide messenger RNA. NCBI's taxonomy places the organism in Eukaryota, Fungi, Basidiomycota, Microbotryomycetes, Microbotryales, Microbotryaceae. The record is from the annotation of a GenBank genome assembly.
AUGUCAAGUAUCACCCCCUUGUCAAUCAUGUCGUUCGGUGCCUCGGCCGAUGCCGACCCGACAAGCCAGGGCCUCGCCUUGCCACCUUUCGCUUCGAGGAUCGUUGAAGCCGUCAACGACGAUCCGGCUAGCCUGUCGAUGCAGCACAUCGCACGCACAGUACUCAAAGCGAAAAGGGUCGUCGUCGUAUGUGGUGAGUCUCCCGCUUCUGUUGCUCCUUUCCUUGGGCGUCAUAGCAGUUUCAUGCGAGCACUGGGACCAGGGCGGUCGACGACGUCAACUGCAAGUAGCGAACGGGCCGGGCUCGGCAAGGGCCGAUAUCCCCUCGGCCUUGGCCCUAAGUGUCGUCGAGUCCUAUGCCAACUGCGGCCGGCAAAGCAAGCGAAGUGAAUGCACGAUUUUUUCGGUUACAGCCCAUUUCAUUCACUCUGCGUAACCCGGAGUCCGGCCUGGCACCCUUGCAACGGCCAAACCAAGAAAGAAGCGGAGUUCUUCGUUCAACCUGGCUGACCUAACCCAAAUUGUUACCCCUCCCCGCUGCCUUCGCUACGCCGCUCAAUCCUCGAAUUAAUGACCGCAAUAGGCGCUGGGAUCUCGUGUGCAUCUGGUAUCCCAGAUUUCCGAAGCUCUGAGGGUCUCUUCGAUUCGCUCAAGCGGCAGUACCCUGAGGCGAGGCUCAACACGGGCAAGGAUUUGUUCGAUGCCUCCCUCUUCUCGGUACGUCUCGAUCAGUACGGCUCUGUGAAAGUCGUCACAAUGAAGCCCUGGCGUUCUUCUUAUGUAUCCGUUUAUUGUACAUUGAUCAGUCUGAGCAGAACGCCUCCAUCUUCUAUACCAUGAUUGCCGAGCUCAAAUCGAUGGCCGAUGUCGCUCAACCUACUGCUUUCCACUCGUUCCUCAAAGCGCUUGACGACGAGGGAAAGCUCAUGCGAGUGUACACACAGUAAGACUUCAUCGCUUGAAAUUCGACGAGUUCUGCAGUGCUUGAGCUCUGCCUGCUCUCACUCACAGAAAUAUCGAUGGGCUCGAGGAAAAAGCUGGCCUCUCGUACGGUCUCGGCGACAAAUCCUUGCCUCUCCCGCCUCGACGAGCGACUGCUCGCUCGCUCGGCAAGACGUCGUCAAGCCCCUCCUUCCCGUCGUCUUCGAACCCACAUCCGUCCAAGCAGUCCAGCCCGUCAGCCGCCUAUCCUUCGCCGGCUGCUUCGCCGCCCGCCGAUGAGGUGCCCGCGCCGCCGACACACUCCGAGAUCCCUCGCUGCAUCCCGUUGCACGGUCAUCUCGGAACCAUGUCGUGUGCUCAUUGUUCAACAACGGUUCCCAUCAACCCAUUCAUGCCAGCACUUGCGCAGGGAACGGCGCCGACCUGCCCCUCGUGUGAGUCGAUCGAUCUUGCGCGGACGGUCGCUGGCGAUCGGUCGCGAGGCGUGGGCCGUUUGCGCCCCGACGUCGUCCUUUACGGCGAGGAGCACCGCGAUGGCGAGCGUGUUGGAGAGAUCACCCACCGUGAUCUGAUGGGCGCAAGACCCGACCUCCUCCUAGUCGUGGGCACGACACUCAAAGUGCCCGGUACGAAGCGCCUCGUGCGCGAGUUGUCCAAAGUCACCAAGCCGCCCGUGUACGACACCGAGGACGAUGAAGAGAUGGAGAUGCCCGUUGCCAGCGGUAGCUCAACCUCGUCCAACUCGAGUGGCACGACCUCGUCCAAGACGAAGCGACCGAAACCCGCGCCCGUUCACGUCGUCUACCUCAACUACGAAUUCCCCAAGCCGAGUACGGAGUGGAAAGACGUGUUUGAUGUUUGGCUUCGCGGAGAUAUUCAGGCGUUCGUACAAGCCGUGCACGAUGAGAAGGACGAGGGAAUCCGCCGCGAGAUGGUGCGACAGAAGGAGAAGGAACUUCGCGAGUUGAAGGCGCUGGAAAGGGCCCGCGCUCGAGCCGAGCAGGAGGUUGCGCUCGCGAACGUAGAGGCUGCCGAGAUCAAGAAAAAGAAGAUAUCGGACAAGGCCAAGGCCUCACCUUCACAGGCGACCAAGACGGAGCGAAAACCAAAGCUCAGAGCCGAAGCCGGCCUCAAGGCCACCAAAGCCAAGUCCAGCCCUGAGCCCACGGCGGUGCCCGUCGUCGCACCCCCAAAGAAGGCGCGGACAAGUGGUUCGACCGCGAAGCCGCGAACGACAAAAGUCAACAAACCCAUGACGCCUCUCCCGACCCCACCCUCAUCGCAAGCCGCACCAGCACUGACACGGCAGACCGCUCGUGUCGCCAAACAAAACAUUCCGGUCGAGAGCAUGCUCUCCCCGCUCAAGACGCGAUCGGGGACCGUCCGUAACACGGCGCCGAUCAACAAGCUACCGUUCGCGGUCACCAAGCUGUCGUAUACCCAGGUCACCUCGGGGCCCUCGUCCAAGUCGACACGGACGAACACCCGAUUCUGA